Molecule: messenger RNA, 1972 nt
Organism: Linum trigynum
Lineage: Eukaryota; Viridiplantae; Streptophyta; Magnoliopsida; Malpighiales; Linaceae
Source: the annotation of a GenBank genome assembly
CUUAAUUUUCCCUUUUCUAUUUUUCGGGAGGGAAAAAUACAGAGGAGGAGGAGAAGAAGAUCGUCGAAUUUGCCAACGUUCCAACUUCCCCAACUUCUUGGUUCAAUUCAACCUUCACUCCAACCCUUUUCUUCUCCUGAGGCUCAGAGAUCCGAAUUUCAUUGCCGAGAGAGAGAUAGAGUGUUGAAUCAAAGAGCUUGGAAAGAAAGCACGAAUCUUUUUUCUGCUUGCUUUGCUGAGGGGAAAUGGCGAAAGAAAACAAGUUGAGAACCAAAGUCGUCGUUAGGCAUUUGCCUCCAACGCUUUCCAGCUCCGACCUCUUCUCCCAGUUCGAUCAUCUCUUCUCCGACCGCUACAAUUGGGUCUCCUUCCGCCCCGGAAAUACCAGUAGGAAGAGUCGGAACCAGAGGCAUUCUCGUGCUUAUAUUGCCUUCAAGAGCCCCGGGGAUGUGACGGAGUUUGCACAGUUCUUCAAUGGCCAUAGAUUUGUCAAUGAAAAGGGUGCUCAGUUCUGUGCUGUUGUUGAAUACGCUCCAUCUCAGCGUGUUCCUAAGCAGUGUGCUAAUGAUAGUCGAGAAGGGACCGUUCUCAGAGAUCCGGACUAUCUGGAGUUCCUCAAGCUGAUUGCAAAACCUGUGGAGUGUGUUCGCAGUUCUGAAUUUCAGUUUGAAAGAAAAGAGGCUGAACAAUCAGAGACUUUGAAGGGCAGCAUUGUCGUUACACCCUUAAUGGAGUUUGUGCGCCAGAAACGAGAAGCACAGUAUAUUACAAAGGUCCACCCAAAGAAGCCCAGUGGUAAGGAGAAAGUUCUCAUCAAUAAUGCAUUUGGAGUAGAAGCCAAACCUCCCCCUUCCACCCAGAAAGAAAGAUCACAAAAUACGUCCACUCCUAGAGUUCAAGCUUCUCCAAAGACGAUAAAUAAGACAGCUGAUUCUAGAAAGAAGAAGACCCUGCAGGAUAAAGAAAAGAAGCACAAAACUUCACUUAACCAUGGGAAUGACUCUAGUGAAAAGCUGAUAAAGCGCAUCCUCUUAAGUUGUGAAUCACGUCAAAAGGAACCUUUAGCAGCUGCCUAUCCUCAAGAGAGAUAUCAUCAACAGCAGUGCGAGAAUGAAAAGAACCAGAUUACACCAAUGGGACUAGGAUCAACCAACAUUAGCCCGCGUAAGAAACCACAUCCGACUAUUAGUGGUUCUGUUCAAAACAGAAUUACAGACAAUCAGUCUUUGAAAAAGGCCACACGUUCAACUGUAAAGCGCACCAGGAACAAGAGAAAAAUUGAUAAACCAACACUCGGUGUCCCGAAUCCAGGUCUUCCAUCUAAUCAACAACACGUUGAUAAGGAAUGUAAUGAGUCCCAUCAGCUUCAUGCUAAUGGUGCAGGGGGGAAAGUUGUUUCCCAUGAAGUUGCGAAAGUUAUGAAGAAUGAUGUAUCCUCUGCAAGUAAAGCUAAGGGGAAAUCAUCGAAAAAAGGAGUUGGUACUGGCCACCCUGGUCUUGAGAAGCAAGUUUGGGUUCCGAAGUCAAACACAGCUUCUUAGGCACUUUGAUUUGGUAUGGUGUCUUGCUAUUAUCUCAAGGUUAACAAUGCACUUAUGUUCCACAAAUUAACAACAUAGAACUUUGUUAUUCAAAUUAAUGAAGUAAUUAUACUUAUGUGGUUGCUUGCACUCUCUCUUUUGCAAAUUUUCUUUUUUCCAGGAAAAUUCUCUGAAAGUUCAAUGCCCUUACCAAUCAAAGCUCACUGAUUCUUUAAGUUGAUGCAUUGUGUAUUCCUAUAAAGCCUUGUGGAAAUGGUAUGCAUUCUGAGCAAGCUUACCGAGGAACAAAGUGAACCCCAGGGCAGUUCUUGUCACAAACACACUACGCAGAAGGCAGUGAAAUGCUCUGCACGUCUGAAGUGAAUCAAUGGGAGAUAUAAUUCCUCGCUACGGGAAGAUUCUAAAGAAUUGAGUAAAUGCAUUGAUCUUAU